Drechmeria coniospora is the source of this 777-nucleotide messenger RNA. RefSeq lists its product as uncharacterized. The record is from RefSeq and is a predicted model, not a curated record. The transcript has a single exon. The coding region runs from base 1 to 777 and encodes 258 amino acids. Lineage: Eukaryota; Fungi; Ascomycota; Sordariomycetes; Hypocreales; Ophiocordycipitaceae.
AUGGUCGAAACCGUGCCGCUUUCUGUUGCCAACCCCCUAAAAUUGGACCAUGGUGCGCAGCAGAACCCGGAUAGUGGCAGUGAAUCAAAUCUAGAAUAUCUCAUGAGCUCUUUCACCUUCGAGGGGGCGAAACCCCAUGACAUCCAGGCGGGGACCCUCCUUGAUACAUUUUUUUCCUUGGUCCAGCGGGAGGAGAGUCUUGAAAAAGGGCCAGUUGGAGAUGAUGCGGAAUCUCUAGCUCCUAUACCAAAGAGCGCUGAGGAUAACCCCCCUGGCAAUAAAAGAAACAACCAACUCCGCCCAGAGGCUGCAAGUUUCACACCAAACAUGGCUGGAAUUAGUUGUGACCAAAAGCUGGCGACAGGUACUUCUCAGAAAAGCGACCAACAGGCCCUAACCCUUUGUCCUCAUGGAUGUGGUCGCAGUUCCACCGCUGAGGCUCCUGUCGAUUCUAUCGGACCCGUCGCCCUUGUCGACGUUGGCGCUACCUCUUCCACUGCUUCUCGCUCUACUCCCGCUUCUCCCGCCGAGCAUCAUGAUAUGGCGAACGAUGAUAUUUUUGUACCAUCGUUUAAUCCCAUACGCACUGGGAUUGUGUUUCCGAUGGCUUACACGAUCGUGAUUCCAGUUCAUUCCGUACACCAACAUCUCCAGCCGGAAGCUGCUGCAACAUUCAACACUCAUCCGACCGAAGAAGUUUCAACUCUGCAAUCGCGACCGUCUCGGAAGGAAUCGACCCCCGCUGUCGGGCUCAAGGGUUCCAUAUGGGCCUCUUAG